AUCAAGCCACAUGAAAUAAGAGCACUGAACUUCCUUGUCAAUGAAUAUCUACUGGUGAACAACUACAGGCUAACAUCGAUUACCUUCUCUGAUGAAAAUACUGACCAGGAUUUUGAUGACUGGGAUGAUGUUGGUCUUAACAUCCCCAAACCACCAAACAUCUUGCAUCUAUWUCGKGAUUACGGACRUCAUACUGUGCCUGAAGUGAUGCUGGUAUUGCAGUCAGUAAAAGAAGAGAAGGUCAGGUUAGAAGAUGAAGUUGUAAAACUACAGUCAGAGUGCAAGAAUCUAAGGGAAGAAGUUGGAGAGCUGAAAUUUGAAAAUCAAACUCUACAAGAAAAUAUGGAGAAGAUCCAAAGUGAACAUCAGCAGUUUAGAUCUCCUGGAAACACUUCCUUCAACACUAUCAAAUCAGAGGCAUCAGAAGACAGGACCAUUACUCCUCAACAUCCUUCUACUGACCAGCCAGAUGGUGCAGUUGAUAUGGAGAAUAGUUAUGUUGGUGAACAGCAAAUACCAAGCAUUGUUUUUGAGCCAGAUAUUGAACCACCUGUGGGUAAAGAAGAGAUCAAGCAAAAGGAGAAAGACGAGGCUAAUGACGAAAGUGAAACUAUGAGUAAAGAAAAUACUAUUGAGGAUGAGCAUGUGAAGGUGAAAGAGGAAGAGCCUUCACUUAAAGAAGAAGACAAGGUUUCAGAACCUGUGACGGCUACAACAGUUAACACAACUGCAUCUCAUGGACAAAGAAUGACGUCGCCAGCGUUCAGGGAAGCUCUCUUCUCGUCAGCGCACAUCGCACUUGAUAACAGACUGGCCAGUGAGGUGUCCAAGCUGUCAGAGACAAGCGAUGAUGUGGUUCUAAUCCUAGCAAGGUGUCUUCCUCAUAUCGUACCAAAUGUCCUGUUAAAUAAGAGAGAGGAAUUGAUUCCAGUUAUUCUUUGUACCGCAAUCCAUCAUCCAGACAUCAAAGAACGAGACAAUCUUAUGCACAUGCUAUUUAACCUCAUCAAGAGACCAGAUGAGGAACAGAGACAGAUGAUCAUGAACGGAUGUGCAGCCUUUGCACAAGUCGUCGAACCUUCGCGUGUUGAAGCUGAACUACUCCCUCAGUGGUGGGAACAGAUUACACACAAGUUUCACGAAAGAAGACUAUUAGUAGCCGAGGCUUGUGGGAGCCUAUCGUCUUAUCUACCGGAUACAAUUCGUUCAUCGCUGAUCUGGUCAAUGAUGAAGCAAAUGCUGACAGACGAUCGAAGUGAAGAAGUGCGAGAAGMAAUUACAAAGAGUCUGGGACUAGUCCUAGCCGAUAUGAAAACCCCGGACAAAUACGAACAGGCGCAUGAGUUGUUUUUGUUGACACUUGAAGAUACAGCAGAAAAAGUCUGUCAAGCAGCACAGAAUGUUCUCCUACCGUCGUUAGCUGACUGGGCAAUGGAUUUAGACAAGUUGGAAUCGCAUCUAGCGACUUCAAUCAUGAAUAGGAUUGAAUCAGCACUAGACGACUUUGCUAAUCUACUGGAGACGUCCCYGACUCCUGACAAUGAAGACGAGGUCCAUAGGGCAUUACACACGAUAGGAACACGGAUAUGUCGGUUCAUGGAUGUUUUCACGUCGAUAAUACCCGCACUGUUUGCCAAUGUUUUACGAAAAGCCAAUUUUGCAAAGAAGUUAGAAGAUGUCCAGAAAUACGAUGUUGAAGUCGAAAACGAACGCUUUCUACCGUCCACCUCCCCUCUGACAAAUGUGGCUGUAAUCGUCGGCAGUGAUCAGCUAUUGGCUUUUCUUGUGCGUCGAUUUGAUAAGCUCGUGGCAUCUGAGAAUUUCAAAUCUUGGGAUGCGUUACUAUGGAUACAAUCUAAGUGUUUACCUAAACUUUGUGAAAUCGCUGGACGAGUUCACAGUUCAUUAGUCGAUUGUCUACGUAAAUUAAUGCUGUUGUUCCGUACUUUGUGCAUCACAUUUGGUCUUCCUUUUUCACAUAAUAGAAUUAAACCAUGCUGCAUUGACCGCUUAGAUAAUAUCAAUGCUUCCAAAGAACAACAAGACGAAUCAAAGCGUGACAGCAUGUUGUCUAGUGCAUGUAUUCCUGUGCUGGUCGUUGGAGUACUUGCCCCCUUCGAAGAGGAGGAUAAUAAGAAACAGUUGGCUGUAAUUUUACGUGAAUCCAUUGUCGCACUUGCCCUGAAUUCUCUUCCAUUACACGGUCCAUUAGUAAUUUACCAGGAGCUCAGUGCUCACUCGACGUAUCAUCAACUGUUAAUUUCUGUCCUAUGGGAAAUAGUAGUAUAUCAAGACCCCGUCAUACGAUGCUCGGCUGGAGAGCUUUUUAUGGUUCUUAUUARAGGUGUUGAUGUAGACACCAUAAGCAGACAUGUUAUACCAGCUCUGGUUACGUUAGCUUCUGACUCACAUAUGUCAGUUCGAACAGCAUCGAUCCCUGCCUUCGGUUCUAUCCUAGAGAGCGUUACCGAUAAAGUCAUACUCGAUAAGGUUUAUAUGCAGUUCAAGUCAUUCAUAGAAGACCCACAGUACAGAAAUCAACACGAUCUGCAACGAACCAUGAUUAAGACGUUUGGUAAAGUUGGACCUCAUGCAGAGCCGCUUUUUAGAGAUAAAGUCAUUCUUCCAAGAUUAACAGCCAUGGCUUCCAUCAACAAUGACUGUGAAAAUGAAAUGCUGCGUCGAGAGAUCGCACUGGAACUCCUUGAGGCUUACGCAUCUCUCACAUGUUGUUUUAUCCCCAUUGAAAUUUUUAACGAUCACAUUAUGCCUGGACUACGCUUAGUMCAAGAUGAUGUUUUGGAACUAGCUCCUGAAUAUGAAGAAACUGUAAAUUUACUUCUUCAAGAAUGCGAGACAAAACUAGAGGAAAAAACCUAUGCACA
Molecule: messenger RNA, 2885 nt
Organism: Actinia tenebrosa (Australian red waratah sea anemone)
Lineage: Eukaryota; Metazoa; Cnidaria; Anthozoa; Actiniaria; Actiniidae
Product: RAB11-binding protein RELCH homolog
Biological process (GO): intracellular cholesterol transport
Cellular component (GO): recycling endosome; trans-Golgi network
Molecular function (GO): protein binding
Source: RefSeq, a predicted model, not a curated record